CAAACGUAUCAAUGCCAGCCUAAGCAGUAUUAGCAAAAGAUUGCUUUUAUUGAAUAGAAGGAACUAUAUGAACGCCAGGAAAUAGGGACCCUAAACAGACAUUUCAAGAUGCUGUGCCAUUACCCAUGUCUGAGCUUGUCCACACUUCCAUCCUGAUGUCCUUAUGUGGGUGAAGAGGAUCCCAACCUGGAGCCAGGAACCAACACUGAAAGGCCUAUAGCUUGUGGCCCUCACCACCUCUACAGCAGUGUCACCCUGUGGACCCACUCACCCAGUUGAAGGAGGCUCCAGGAGAUAACAGAGAUGGGUCGUCACCAGGGUCUGUUAACGUUCAAUGAUGUGGCCAUAGACUUCUCCCAGGAGGAGUGGGAGUGUCUGGACUCUGCUCAGCGGACUUUGUAUAGAGAUGUGAUGUUGGAGAUCUACAGCAUCCUGGUCUCUGUGGGCCUUUCAGUAUCAAAAUCAGAGCUACUCCUCUGUCUUGGACAAAAUGAAGAACCCUCCAUUGCAGGCAUGAAGGAGUUAAAAGGUAUAGAACCAGCCUUGUCUUGCUUUCAUAACAAGGAAUUGUUCAAAAUGGAGGGCAAACAAGAAUCUGUCCAGAGAGAAGGAUUGGGACAAUUUGGAAGUAACAGCCUCAGAAAGUUAGAGGUAAAUCUACCUUGUGACAGGGACUACAGUGUUGAUCAACAUAAGACUGUGUGCGUGAAUCCAGUAGGACAUGAAAGACAUCAUCGGAUGGGUACUUCUGAAUAUCCCCACAGACAUCGUGAAGAUAAUAAAGGCCUUACUACAAACUUCGCACUACAUAAUAACCACAACCAUCAGUUUACAGAGAUUGUUGACCAAGGUAACGCCUCAUGGGACAGCUAUAAACAUGAUGUGACUCCCAGUGAUGGACAGAUGAGUAAUUGUUUUCUGGAGAAUUGUUACAAUAAUGAUAGAUGUAGGGGUGUCUCUGGUCAGUGCACACAGUCACCUUUGCACCGGCAGGACUAUAGCCAAGAGAAGCUGUCCACAAGCAAUCAGCAGAAUAAAAUGUUAAAUGACUCCUCCAAUUGUAGUCAGUGCACUGAAAUGAGGGCCAGAGGAGAAUCUAACAGACAGAGAUCUGGUAAGUACAGCAACGUCUCAGCAGAGUCAUCAAGCACUGAGAGGGAUAAGGUCAAUGACUUUGGAAGAAAACCAUGCCUGUUUAUGGGAAGUGAUAAAUCCUUCAAUUUCUAUCUAAAUAUGACUCAAAAUGAUUUAAGCCACACUAGAGAGAAACCUCAGAAAAACCAAAUAUAUAGACUGCAGUUUACCCCUCCUUCUAAACCUGUUGGACAUCCAAGAUCCUCAGUUCAACAAAAAUGUAAGAAAUCUGGGAAAUGCUCCAGGAGUUUUCCAACCCUCACUAGACUUAAGAUGCUUCAAACUGGAGAGACAGCAUGCAAAUUUACAGACUCUGGAAAGUCCUUUUCUCAAUUCUCAGGCCACAGAGAGAAUUACACUAUCCAUACUGGAGAAAAACCGUAUAAAUGUAAAAUAUGUAAAAGGUCUUUUACCACAGGUUCAUAUCUGCAAGCUCAUCAAAGAAUACACACUGGUGAGAAACCAUACAAAUGUAAAGAAUGUGGCAAGUCUUUUACUCAUGGCUACUCUCUUCAAAUUCAUCACAGGUUUCAUACUGGAGAGAAACCUUACAAAUGUACAGAUUGUGGCAGGUCUUUUGCUGAGGGCUCAUCUCUUAAAUCCCACCACAGAAUCCAUACUGGAGAGAAACCCUACAAAUGUAAAGAAUGUGGAAAGUCCUUUGCCAGACGGUCAAAUUUUGAAGCUCAUAGCAGAAUUCAUACGGGAGAUAGACCUUACAAAUGUACAGAUUGUGGCAAGUCCUUUACCAGGAGCUCCUGUCUUCGAAAACAUCACAGAACCCAUACUGGAGAGAAGUCCUAUAAAUGUGAAGAAUGUGGAAAGGCUUUUACCCAGGGUUCAACUCUUAAAACCCAUUACAGAAUCCAUACUGGAGAGAAACCUUAUAAAUGUAAUGAAUGUGGCAAGUCUUUUGCUGAGGGCUCAACUCUUAAAACCCACCACAAAAUCCAUACUGGAGAGAAACCCUACAAAUGUAAAGAGUGUGGGAAGUCUUUUGCUGAGGGCUCAACUCUUAAAACCCACCACAGAAUCCACACUGGAGAGAAACCUUACAAAUGUAAAGAAUGUGGCAAGUCUUUUACCAUGGCCUCAGGUCUUCAAAUUCAUCACAGAAUCCACACUGGAGAGAAACCUUACAAAUGCACAGAUUGUGGCAAGUCCUUUACCCAGAGCUCACAUCUUCAAAGCCACUGCAGAAUCCAUACAGGAGAGAAACCUUACAAAUGCAAAGAAUGUGGCAAGUCUUUUGCUGAGGGCUCAUCUCUCCAAAAACAUCGCAGAAUCCAUUCAUGAGAGAAUCUUUACAGAUGUAAAGAAUAUUCAAAAUCCAUUACCUGGUUCUCAAAUCUUAUAGAUCAUCCUGAAAUCCAUACUGGAAACAAACUUUACAAAUGUAAAGAAUGUUUGAAAUCCAUUACCACAGGCUGUAAAUUUAGAACAUAUUAUAAAAUCAAGGGUAAUUACUGACACACUGUUCACCCAAGAAGUAUAUAUUUUUGAAUGUGAAGAAUGGAUGGAAACCUUUAACCACUCACUGUUCAACUUUUCAAUAUUAGAGUCACACCAGUUAGCCUUAUACUGGUAUGAAUUUGAAAACAUUUUACCCAGUGUGGGGAUUUCAAUAUGCUUGGCUGAGG
Grammomys surdaster is the source of this 2774-nucleotide messenger RNA. Its product is annotated as zinc finger protein 345-like. NCBI's taxonomy places the organism in Eukaryota, Metazoa, Chordata, Mammalia, Rodentia, Muridae. Gene Ontology annotation, biological process: negative regulation of transcription by RNA polymerase II. Gene Ontology annotation, molecular function: DNA-binding transcription repressor activity, RNA polymerase II-specific. The transcript is spliced from 6 exons. The record is from RefSeq and is a predicted model, not a curated record.